UUCCUCCUCCUCCUCCUUCUCCAAACAUGGCGCCGGCCCGCAGCUGUGCUGCCUCCCCGACGGACGACGCGGAGAAGCGGCGUAAGGAGCGUCGUAGGAAUGAGUAGAUUUUUUAUUUUUUUUAAUUCUGAACGUGUUUUGAAACUUGUUUGAAACGAAAUAAGGACUACAACAACAGUUACUUUCUGCUUCGUAACUGAACCGAAGGGAAGCUUUUACGCACAGCUUUUGGAAAAGUUCGUGCGUCAGAUUGUGUGCGUAACGGGAAGCCCACCUGUUCGACGAAGGUAGAUUUCAAUCCUUUUCUACUAGGAUGUGAAAUCUCCCUGAUUUUAAAUCAAACAACGGAGCAAACGGAGAGGAAAGACUGAACUGGAGGUCAGAGCUGGCGCCGGAGAAAAUAUGUUCAGCUCUUGGAGGAGCAGGAACACAGAGGUUGUAGGGGAGUAAGUCUUUCCAAGGAAAAGGAGAGAGAACAACAACAACUUUUCCGCUGUUCCACUUGAAGAGGAUGGAUGGAGAACAUUCUGCACUGUCAGGAGUUGAGAGGGACAGAGAGAGGCUUCCACCAAUUUACAGCAACUCUUCUUCUGUUGUUUUGGGACGAGGAGCAAAGCAGCCAUUUCCAUCUCUGGGUAACUUCAUUUCAUCUCUUAGUCAAAAAAGGGAUGCAGGAGGGCGGGGCUUUCCUGCCAGCUUUGCGGGCACCUUGACCAGCACAGUGGGACUCAGACACGGAAGAGAACUGCCUCCAAUCUGCAAUGAUGUUCGUCAGAAGCACCGACUCUCCAUCGACACUCUGCCUCCAGAACUCAAAGCCCCGUUCCCCUUGGACCCCAUCAUUCCACUUCGUACCAAGACUACCAAAGAGUUUCAAGAGGAUAUGGAUCGUGCUACCCAAUCAGGAGACUGGAGGGAAGUUAGAGACUUUUAUCUGACCACCUUCGAAUCUUUCAUUGAAAUCAACGCAGCCUUCAAGCGGGAGGCGAAUGGAUUAUUCAACACAAUAGAGGACUCAGGAGUCAACGCAAAGUUUGUCAAUGCUGUCUAUGAUACGCUGCUCGGCACACCUCAAGACAUCCAGAAGUCAGUCCUGAAAGGGAUCAUUAACAGCCUGCUGAGGGAGUGGAAAGGACCUCGAACCAAAGACGAUCUACGAGCAUAUUUCAUCCUUCUUCAGAACCCCCAGUAUUCAAGCACCAACACGUAUGUGAUAUACGCUCACCUGUUGCGCCAGAUCGCUGCUUUGUCUGAGGCUGAUCACCACUUCCUGGUUCAUUGGCUCAAAAGACUGUCUGCACGCCGCUUCCGACAGCUGGUAGAGCGCCUCCUGCAGUUCAUCUCCACUCGCCUGUUUCCUGGAGACCCAGAUGAACUUCCUCCUCUGUCAAAGUGCUCCUGGUGGAUUCCCUCUGCUACCAAAGUGCUCAGCCUAUUCAAUGCAGCCAACAGUGUCUCCUCUCCACCCAUUAUGCCCUUCACUGACUUCUACAACAUCACUCUUGACCACAUUGAUUUCAUGGAGGAGUACAGAAUCUGGCAGAACCACGGCAACUCAAAUCGGUUUUCUUUCUGUCAGUUUCCGUUCAUCCUGUCCACAGUGGUGAAGAAAGCCAUCAUUCAAAAAGACUCGGAACAGCAGAUGAUCAGCCAGGCCAGGCAAAGCCUGGUCAGUAAAGUUUCUCGCAGGCAGAGAGUGGACAUGAACCUUCUGUUCCUCAACAUUAAAGUACGACGAGCACAACUUCUCAGCGACUCGCUGGAUGAGUUGACGAGAAAGCGGUGUGACCUGAAGAAGAAGCUUCGUGUGACGUUUGUCGGGGAGGCGGGGCUUGACAUGGGCGGCCUGACGAAGGAGUGGUUCCUGCUGCUGGUGCGACAGAUCUUCCACACAGACUAUGGGAUGUUCACCUACAUGAAAGACUCGCGCUGCCAUUGGUUCAGCAGUUGGAAGUGUGACAACUAUUCAGAGUUCCAGUUGGUGGGAACACUGAUGGGCUUAGCGGUUUAUAACAGUAUCGCUCUGGACAUCCACUUCCCUCUUUACUGUUACAGGAAGCUCCUCAGUCCACCAACUGUACCAUGUGACCAGAAUGCCUUUGUUGGCAUGGCAACAGCCACCUUAGAGGACCUGCAGCAGGUCAUGCCGGAGCUGGCUCAUGGUUUAGGGGAGCUGCUGAGCUACGAGGGAAAUGUGGAGGAGGACUUCUACCUCACCUUCCAGAUUAGUCAGGAGGAGAUGGGCAUUAUGAAAUCCUACAACCUGAAGCCUGGAGGAGAUAAAAUCCCUGUCACCAAGCAGAACAGAAAAGAGUAUGUCCAGCUCUAUGUCGACUUCCUGCUGAAUAAGUCCAUUUAUAAACAGUUUGCUGCCUUUUACCACGGCUUCCAUAGUGUGUGUGCCUCUGAUGCCUUGAUGCUGCUGCGGCCAGAGGAAGUGGAGAUGCUGGUGUGUGGGAGUCCAGAGCUUGACAUGAGCGCGCUGCAGAAAGCUGCCCAAUAUGAAGGAUACAGCAAAGCAGACACCACAGUCAGGUGUUUCUGGGAAGUGGUGUUGGCCUUCACCCUGGAACUGCAGAAGAAGCUUCUCCACUUUGCCACAGGAAGUGAUCGCGUUCCUGUCGGGGGCAUGGCUGACCUCAACUUUAAAAUCUCCAAAAUCGAUGUUCCAACUGACUGGCUGCCCGUCUCUCACACAUGUUUCAAUCAGAUCUGCUUGCCUCCCUACCGUACCAGGAAGGAGCUCAAACACAAACUCACCAUCGCCAUCUCCAACGCCGAAGGCUUUGGCCUGGAGUGACCAGUCGGAAAGCUCAAACACACAUGUGCACACUAACUGUUAGUACUACAAUGUGUCUGCCUUUCACCGACGUGAUGCACGGAUCUUCAUGGCUGAACAUCUGACUGGAAAUGCAUCGCUCAGCAGGGCAGACACAGUUGGAUUAAUCAAUUUAGCUCUUCCUUUGUUAUUUUUUUAAACCUGCCACGUUUAACUUAUUGUAUUUGCACAUGGACUCUUGUUGGUUCUGCUAUAAACUGGCCUGACAUGAAGGAAACUGCACAAGGAAGUUGUCAACUUUGUAAUUGCAGUACUGUGCAAAACCCUGAGGCAAUUUAGAUUAAAAAUGUUUACAUGAGAAAAAUCAGAGAACAGUGAGGCAGCAGCACAGAAAAUCUUUAGAAACAUUUAGAAAGUGUCUGGUUGCAUUGAAUGUUUAUAUGAGAUGGUUUGAAAAUAUCAGAACUCUUUCUUCUGCCUUUCUAGUGCUUAAUCAAUAUAAAAAUGGUGCAACAUGUGCUUAGCUUUUCUGUGUUUAAUCCUUUUGCACAAUAUUGUAAUUAUCGCCUGAAAAUAGGUAUAAAGUUUAACUAAAUUUGAGACGAGCGAAAUAAGAAAGAAAGCUUGUUCAAAGAUUAUUAUUUUAGAAAACUGAGAAUAAUCUUGUGUUACGCAUUUCAGUUUUACAAUUGAUCUCUCAAGAAUAUGGAAUCAAUCGGAGAAUAUAAUUAGUUUCAAAGCAGAAAAAGUUUAUUUCUCUCAGGUAAAAGUAUUCCACGCUGUCAUAUUAUUUUGUAAAUGAAUAUUGCUCUACCACUAUAUAGUUCAUUUUGAUCUUUUUUUAAAUUACUUAUGGAGUAUUGAUCAUCAAUUGGCAGGUACAAUAGUGUCAGCAUCAGUAAGCUAACUUGUUUGAGAUGUAUGAAUUAUUUGUGUUGUGUGCAGACUGUAGUCACUUUGAUUAUAUUCCACAAACUGUCUUGGUAUGUGUUUGCAGCACACUGUUGUGAUUUUUAUUGCUGUGCAGGGAGAAGAGUGUGCCUGUAUAUCUUGUGGGUUGAGAUCGCUUCAUGGUUUUAUUGACAUUGCUGCUUUUGUGUCAAACAAAGGCCGCAGCAAAAGUGCUUCAGCCUUUUCCUAUGAAUGUGGAAGCCGAGCUGUAGACUGACAGCUUAGAGUUUGUUUGUCAUGGCUGCCAUCAGCCUGGAGAAGAGGGGACCUCGCAGUUCAUGACCAUUUUUGGUGGUUGAAUUUAGAACAGUAUUUACCUUAAAGGUCUGCACUUGAAGGAAUUAUAGUUUAUCCGUGGCUGCACGAGCUUGUGCAAAGCUGGGAAGGGUCAUGACAAAUCAGUGCAGAAGGAAGGGAGUGUGGAGUUUUGAAUAAGUUCUGAGGCCUUCAACAUUACCUCAAACCCUGUUAAAGUACCAAAGUAGCUUUGGUUGCUAACCUCACAAAAAAAAAGACCAACAAGUGAAAGAAAAGAGAUAAAGCCAUUAAUGUCAACGUUAAGUUGGCUUUUGUGCACAGGUGUCAAGCUCCAGGCCUCAAGGGCCGGUGUCCUACGUGUUUUCUAACCAAACUGCCAUUGAAGCUUCUUAUUGGCUAAACACACCUGAUCCAGGUAAUCAGCAGCAGAUGAGGCAGGGUUUCUGAAACACCAGCAGGACACCGGCCCUAGAGGUCUGGAGUUUGACACCCCUGCUUUAGGGGGUUGAAUUGACUUAAGGAUAGACUGAUAAAUCUAUUAUUUAAAUAUCUUUGCUUGCAAUUUUGCUUUAUAGAAAAAAAAAAACUGUUUGAUGUUUAUUUAGUUCAUUUCUUAAGUAAAUAACUUCCACUUUAGUUUACUUAAAAUCAUAUUGUGAAAACCUUUUCAUGAUCAAACAAAAUUUGUUUUAGAAUAGAUAUUAUACUAAUAAUUGAUAUUAUUAUUAUUAGAAGUUGAACCAAAUUUUGAGCAUGGUGAAACGAUAAAAUGAAUUUGAUUAGUUUGUCAGUGGUUUGCAGCUCUAUCUGGCAGUGGGACUGCUCUGAGUGGGAACUUUUCUAAUCGAACCACAUUCAGUGGAACUAGAGUUUUAAUUGUUUUAAAUAUACCUGGAGCACAUUCAGUUGCUAUGUCCAUUUACAAUUCCUGUUUAUCUGCUGGUGUGAUCCUUUUCUUUUUCUUCAGCUGUGUUUGCAAAGAAUAAAACACGCUUUUUUAUUUUUAUUUUCAUGAAUAUUUGGACCACAGUUGUUGCAGAUCACUCUGUCAAUGUGUUUUUUGAUUAAUGUCUAUUCCAAGAAAACAGCUUUUCGAGAUUACAAAGUGUGGGCAGUAAUUGCAUAAAGUCAUCAUGCUGCAUAAGUUUGGUCACAAGUGCCCUACCCGGUCCUCUUUUUCUGAUUAAAUAAAUUUCUGUUUGUUGAGAAAUGGCAACAUUUCUUUGUUUUAACUUGUUUCAUAUCGUUAACUUUUCUUAAAAAUGUGUCAAAUAUGAAUUUCCAACAUAGAGGCAGCUCAAAACAGAACCAUACAAUUUGGAUUUGGAACAAAAAUGCACCACGAAGGCCUUCUGUAACUCCCGAGUGUUGGCUCCGAACCAGCGGAGCUCCUCUAUAGAACGUUGCCAUGGCAAAACCGAGCUAAAAGAGAAAUUCCAAUGUCUGAGCAACGGUCAAGAAACCUCUGUGCUGCACUCUCCAAAUUUAUAUCAGUCUAAUCUGGGUCACUUUUUCACCAAACCGCAGGAGUUUAUGUUUGGUUUGGUUCGAAAAAGCUUCUCUUUCAACAAAGCAUCCAUUAUGCAAGUCUAUAAACUAUCUUCAGCAAAAAAGCCAAAAGCAACCUUUUCCUAAACAAAUCAGUUUAACAGCAGAUCAGUUGGCUGUUUGAACAAUUACAAAUCUACAAACUUCCUAACCUUCUGCUUCUAAGAGGUGACAUUUAUUGAAGACUGAAAAAAGCAUUAAUACAAUCAAGAAGCAUUUAUAGAACUUGUUUGCCUACUUCAUCCAAAUUUAUAAAAUCUAAUCAGGCCACUUCUAUUUUUAGUGUCUUUAUUUUUUUUAAAGUUCACAGUGGAUCCUUUUUGUCAUGUAAUGCUUGGUUCAGAGUAGCAGCAGGAAGGAAUCAUCCAAGAAAUCAACAUUUUUAUUUUAGGUUUGACACCAUGUGAAAGAACCUCAUUAUUGUUAAAAGAAGAUUUGUAUUUAUUUGUUGUCUGGAAACAGGACCAAACUCUUGUCAGGUUAAACAGUAGAACGAUCUUAACAAAAGUCUGAAAAUACUUCAGAGGGGAUCCAAAAGUUAUGUAAAGUCAUGUAAAGAGUGAAAAAAACACUUGUCGUUAGAGGAGAAGAUGAACAAGACAGGGUUUUUCUUUUGAAACUGUAAACCUUAGGGUUGAUCAGCAUUUAUCUGAAGCGGUGCACAUGCAGAGCCUAUUGCCCAAGCAUGACCUAGUUUUGUAAAAUGUAAAUGUGUUUUGCUUUUCUUUCACUCCGGCCUUAUGUAAUGCAUUGUGUGUACAGCUGAGAUUCAACAGUUACAGUAAAAGUUCACCCCUCAAGUUCA
Messenger RNA from Oryzias latipes (Japanese medaka), 6341 nucleotides. RefSeq names its product HECT domain containing 2 (gene hectd2). Gene Ontology annotation, molecular function: ubiquitin protein ligase activity. The record is from RefSeq and is a predicted model, not a curated record. Lineage: Eukaryota; Metazoa; Chordata; Actinopteri; Beloniformes; Adrianichthyidae. Gene Ontology annotation, biological process: protein polyubiquitination.